Messenger RNA from Gracilinanus agilis (Agile Gracile Mouse Opossum), 3987 nucleotides. RefSeq names its product protein bicaudal D homolog 2-like. Lineage: Eukaryota; Metazoa; Chordata; Mammalia; Didelphimorphia; Didelphidae. Gene Ontology annotation, cellular component: Golgi apparatus; cytosol. Gene Ontology annotation, molecular function: dynein complex binding; cytoskeletal adaptor activity; dynactin binding. The coding region runs from base 1 to 2430 and encodes 809 amino acids. The record is from RefSeq and is a predicted model, not a curated record. The transcript has 9 exons. Gene Ontology annotation, biological process: regulation of microtubule cytoskeleton organization; protein localization to organelle; microtubule anchoring at microtubule organizing center.
AUGUCUUCCUGGCAUGUGGACAUUGGAGAUUGGAGGCAGGGGCCCACCUUAUCCCCUAUGGAGCAGGAAAGGAUCUUGUCACUUCUGAGAGCAGAAGUGGAAAGGUUAUCCAGCGAGCUGCAGGAGACAACCCAGGAGAAAGUCCAAGCCGCAACGUACGGCCUGGCAGUGCUCGAGGAAAAUGCCGACUUGAAACAGAAAUAUGGGGACCUGGAAACAGAGCUAGAGUCCCAUAGGCUGGAACUCCAUCAACUGAAGGAGGCAUUAGCAGAAUGUCAUAGCAACCAUAAGCGGGCCACAUUUGAUGGAGAGAACAGAGAAGAAUGCUUACUGCUGGAAACAGCUUCCAAGGAGGCAAAGCUGAUGGAGAGAAUUGAAGAGUUGCAGAAUGACAUUAAACAAAUGAGAUUUCUUGUGACUAACACAUCUGCAGAAAAUGAUCGCCUUUCUUCCAUAAUCCAGGAGCUGAGAAAGGAGUGCAAAUGUAUAGAAACUGAAAAGGCUCUAUUGAAAGAUGAGGUCAAACAAUAUAAGAUGAAAGAAUUACGGCAGUUGCAGGACACUGCAGAGUUGAAAGAAGAAAAUCUCUCUUUACAGAAGCAAGUUUCCUGUUUGAAGGAGACCCAGGUAGAGUAUGAAGGCCUAAGGCGAGAAGUUCAGAGGAGAGAUGAAGAAAUCGAGCUUAGAAACAGUCGUUUGGCUGAAGUCACUCGACAAAAGGAGAUCUCUGACCAUCAUCUAGAAGAGGCCCUGGAAACUCUCCAGAGUGAGCGCGAACAAAAAAACGAGCUGCGCAGAGUGCUGUCAGGGUACAUCAAUACCUACGACUCCUUAGGGACCCUGCCAACAAAUUUUGAAGACCUGAAUCAGUGUAAUGAUGAUGACCUGGGCAUUGGCUACAACAACCAAGUCUUCAGGAACCGCAGAGAAAACAUGAUGUCCAUGACCCAAAAUAGCAACAGCUCUAGGCCCCAGCCUGGGUUAGUGUGUGAUCUUUUGAGUGAGCUCAGUUUAUCAGAGAUUCAGAAACUGAACCAGCAGCUUCUCCAGGUCGAUCAUGAAAAGACAUCACUAAUAAGUAGUAUAAAAGAGUUGCAGACACAGCUGGAUAGUACGAAGGAUGCGCUGUCCAAACAGCAAGCUCAAAAUAACUACCUUCUUGAGCAGAUACAGGCUUUAAACAAAAGGUAUGGUAGUAAUGAACUGAGUUUGCUCUUUGGCAAAGACGGAGAGAAGAGCGAUGCCUCCGGCGUGGAGCACAGAUGUGCCGCUUCCAACUGUUCACAAGUUGCCAGGCUGAAGAACGAACUUCAGGAGCUGAAUCAGAAAUAUCAGGACUUUGAAGCCAAGUAUAAGCAGGAUACAGAGGCCUGGCAGGAAGAGUCUCAGAACCUAACGGAGAAGAUAAGAUUCUGGGCCAAAUCAGGUAAGCAGAAGCAAGAAAUCAUUACGAAUCUCGAGAACGAGCUUCAGGCUUCCAGGAAACGGUCAUCGGAAUUUCAGAGCAAGCUGAGCCUGGCCCAGGAGGAGCUGCAGGUGAUCACCGAAGACCUAGCCAACAUGUAUCGCCGAGUCUGUGUCUGCAACAACCUGUUGCCUGAUCGUGGGCUACUGGAUGGCUUUAAAGAUGGCCAAGGGGCUCCUGUGCAUACAUGCAAGAGGCACGCUAACGAUGUCACGACCAGCUUGAGGAGGUGCCGAAGCCAGUCCAAUGAUCUCUUUGUGAAGGUCUUGUUCAGCCCUGAGACGAGCACCGUGAAGAGCGGCAGCAGCAACCAAUCCGUCAGUGAUUCUCCUUGCGAGUCCGAUGGAGAAGAGUACGACAAGGAGCCCGAGAGCCUUUCCAACCAGAUUUCCAUCAUCGGAAGCCAAGUGAAGCAACUCCAGACGGCCCUGGCGAUAUCACUGCGCAACAAGUCCCUAGAAGCCAUGUCAACCGAGUUGAAGGAUAAAAACGCCCUCGUUGACGAAAUAAUGAAAUUGAAGUCUUUGUUGAACACCCAAAGAGAGCAAAUAGCAACGCUGAGGACUGUCUUGAAGGCCAACAAGCAGGCUGCCGAAGGUGCCCUUUCCAAUAUGAAGCGCAAAUAUGAGGAUGAGAAGUCUGUUGUGUCAGAAACAAUGAGUAAAUUGAGGCACGAAUUAAAAGUUCUGAAGGAAGACGCUGCUACUUUUUCCUCCCUCCGGGCAGUGUUUGCCAGCAGAUGCGAUGAGUACGUUUUACAGCUUGGCGAAAUACAGCAACAGCUUGCUGCUGCGGAGGAGGAAAAGAAGACCUUAAAAUCUUUGCUGAGCCUGGCUAUUCAGCAGAAACGGGCUCUGACCCAGCGUUUGGAGGCACUGCAGGCUCAGUCCACUCUGCCACUGAACAGCCGGGCAAAGGUUCUUCCUGACUCCAAGGGGAGACCAUUCAAAAGCAACUGGCGAUAAACGAAUGGCGUCAAGGACGAAAGGCCCUCUUUUCCAGCGGAGGGGCAGCAACAGUGUUGACAAACGACCGAUCUGCACGAGACUGGUAUUAACACUGAGAUCAUCCCGCUCAUCAGCUUCAAAUGAUUGUCCAAAAGUGUUUGAUGUUUUUUGGGAAAAUAUUUAAUGUGUUAUUUCAGUUGUAGCCCAAAUAUCUCGAAUUGCUUUGAAAACGCAGGCCGUGGAAGAAUAGAGCUCGACGCCGUGGCAUCGGCGUCCAGAAUGCCUUCUGUCGGGCGAUAUCGCUCGGCGGGCCUGCUGUUAUGGUUUCGAGUAGUAUUUGUCCUUGUGACCCCUUUGUGAAGAGCACCCUAUUCCCCGUUCCCGUGUUCAUGUGCAAGCCCCGUCUCUUUAGGAAAUGUUAAAUACCAAAUCUCGGUGUGUUCCUCCUCCACUCUGACUCUGACUCAUCACCGUUGGCUUUCAAGUCCAUUUCAAGCAAGAUAUAAAACCGUGCAUGUCUUUAUGUUUACAGCUUAGUUUCCGUAUAAUUGGACAUACACUUGGUGCUAUCUGUACGGUGUUAGAAAUCGUCUGCAAAAGUAGUUUCUAUCAGUGUACCAGUGUACUGUGUACUGUUUAAAACUUUAAGAAAUGUAUUCGUGCAAAACCUAAACGGAAUGGAUCAUUCUAGGGGUAUUCAGGCGAAGAGCUUUGGCGUCUAAGGUCCCGGAAUAAGGGGCGAGUAUUGGGGAUGCUUGGGAAUGCUGGGAACUGGCUUAGAUUCUUGGGCACAGGGAAUUUUUUUGGAAAAGGGAGGUUCCAAAUGCAUGACUCUUUCUAGAUGAAAGUCACUUGAAGCCCAAAAUGGGUGGAUUCUUAAAUCAAGGACUAGUCAAGUCACCUUGGUAAGGGGCUGCUUGAUGCAGACUCAGAAUUGUAUAGUUUUUGUGGAAAGGUCUCUGGAUUCUUUUUUUCCUCCUCCAAUCCAGUCCCUUUAAGGUUGGGAAUUAGACACCCGGCAUUCUUAAUGGGAUUCGAUAGGCUCCGCUUGCCUUGUUUCUUGGAGGAAGAAAAAGAUUAAAUGAUGGGCCGCUGAAUUCUCGCAGAAGAUAUUAUUUUGGUAACCCUCUUUUGAAGCAUCUUUAAUAAGAGGAAGCCUCUUCAAGUCCCUUGCUUUCCCUUCUUAUAGAGCAUGCUGGGCACCUCAAGAGAGUCGGGGACUUGAGGGGUGGGUGGUGCUGUUUAACCACACAUCCCCAAAUGCUUAGUAUUAGUUGAGAGCCUUUAAGUAUUUUCAGUAUCAUAAUGUGUUCUUGCCAGACUGGCAGCUGGCUGAAAUGGAUUGUAGAAGGGGAACAGAAAGCUCUCUCUAACUAGAGCAGCCUGGCAAGAGAAAAGAGAAUAGUCUAAGUGGAAUGAAAGUAUAUUUACAUAUAUUUUUAAUGGAAAUAUUUAAAUAUCUAUCGUACUCUGCGUAUGAAGUAACCCUCUCGAAAUCUCCCCCUCAACAUAAUAAUGCAUGUCAAAGAGUCUUUUGUGCAAAGAAUGGAAAUCAUAAAUAAAUCGUGUUAGUUG